Molecule: messenger RNA, 1544 nt
Organism: Antechinus flavipes (yellow-footed antechinus)
Lineage: Eukaryota; Metazoa; Chordata; Mammalia; Dasyuromorphia; Dasyuridae
Product: lysosomal protective protein-like
Exons: 12
Coding region: 10-1383 (457 amino acids)
Biological process (GO): proteolysis
Molecular function (GO): serine-type carboxypeptidase activity
Source: RefSeq, a predicted model, not a curated record
UCAGCUACCAUGCAGCUAUUGUGCAGCCUCCUGGUCCUCUCCGGCCUCUGCUGGGGCCUCAGCACCAGCCAAUACGCCCCAGACCUUAUCACCUCCCUGCCCGGCCUGGCUGAGCUGCCCAACUUCAAGCAGUGGUCUGGCUACCUCCAGGCCGGCUCUGACAAAUACUUCCAUUACUGGUUUGUGGAAUCCCAAGGAAACCCUGAGUCCGACCCCUUGGUGCUUUGGCUCAAUGGAGGCCCUGGUUGCAGUUCCAUGGAAGGCUUAUUGGCAGAGAAUGGCCCCUUCAGGAUAAAUGAUGAUGGUUCCCUCUACAUGAACCCCUAUAGCUGGAAUCUAGUGGCUAAUGUGCUGUACCUGGAGUCACCAGCUGGAGUGGGUUAUUCCUACUCCUCUAGCCAGAACUAUAAAAUUAAUGAUCAGCAGGUGGCGGCUGAUAAUUACCAGGCCCUUCAGAGCUUCUUCGCCAAGUUCCCCAGCUUCACCAGCAAUGACUUCUAUGUGUUCGGAGAGAGCUAUGGGGGGGUCUACGUGCCCUCUCUCAGUGCUCAGAUUGUUAAGGGUCCAGCUUCCAUCAACUUUAAGGGCUUUGGUGUAGGGAAUGGAAUGAACAACUACCAGCUCAACGAUGAGACGCUGAUUGAGUUUGGUUACUACCAUGGUAUCAUUGGAGACAACCUCUGGGAGUCCCUGAACACCUAUUGCUGCUCCGAGGGCGUCUGCAACUUCUAUAACAACAACCAGGACCAGUGCCUAGAUUCCUUGAUGGAGGCUUACAGAAUGAUCCAGGGUGUGGGUCUCAAUAUCUACAAUCUGUACUCGCCUUGUUGGGGGGCAACGGGAUACCAGGAGCGCUAUGCGGCUGACAUGAGCAACCUGUAUCGCCAGUACCAGUUCAAUGUGGCUGUCCCGCCCCCUGGAGCCCCCAUCCCAGGAGUUCCCCAGUGCAUCAAUGCCACGGCUAUGUAUGUGUGGAUGAACCAGAACAAUGUGAGACAGGCCCUCCACAUCCCUGGAUUCCUUCCUAACUGGGAACUUUGCAAUACCCAGGUGACUUCUCAAUACCAGAGGCAAUACAUGGACAUGGCUCCCUUCUACCAGGAGUUACUGCAGAGCGACGUCCGUAUCCUGGUGUACAAUGGGGACACUGACAUGGCCUGCAACUUCUUGGGAGCAGAGAAGUUUGUGGAGUCCUUGAAUCAGCCUGCGAUGACCACCUAUCAGCCCUGGUACUAUCAAAGGCAGGUUGCAGGAUUCUUCAAGGAAUAUGAGCAAAUCACCUUCCUUACUGUCAAGGGUUCUGGACACAUGGUUCCCCAGUACCGACCAGCUCAGGCUCUGAAGAUGUUUGAGUGUUUCCUCAAGAACACCACAUACCUGUGAUCUUACCCUGCUGCUGGUACUUCCCAGGAUGCUUAUUACUAAUCCUGAUAGCAGGCCUGGAGUCCUUGAAAAGCACCAUGUUUCUCCAAAUGAAUAACUCUCUGCAAGUUUUCAAGGACCAGAAAAAAUUUCAAUUUCUACAAUAAAAAGUUGUUUCCAAA